Molecule: messenger RNA, 2495 nt
Organism: Cynara cardunculus var. scolymus (artichoke)
Lineage: Eukaryota; Viridiplantae; Streptophyta; Magnoliopsida; Asterales; Asteraceae
Product: filament-like plant protein 3
Exons: 4
Coding region: 652-2313 (553 amino acids)
Source: RefSeq, a predicted model, not a curated record
CACACCCCCUUUUUGUCAAACUUGUGGGUUCCAAGCAAACUACUACCCACACAUACAUACAUACAUACAACUGUUCUAAAAUAACCUCACCCUUCUUUCAUAUUUCUUCUCACUUUUUUCAUUCGUGAUUGAUACAUCCAGCUUUCUUUAUGCAUAUUUGAUGCAUUUACAUAUGGGUAUGGUGAGUGAAUUCUAAGCCAAGCCUCAGGAUCAACGCAUUUGAUGCAUUUAAAUAUGAUUUAGGUAUGGUAAUGUGAAAAAGAUAUACGUUUUUCUUGCUUCCGAUUCAAUUUUAGCGGCUUUUCGGUUGUGGGUUUUGUGUCUUUGAAGUCUAGAUUGUGGAUUCUCAUCACAAUUCAAUAAAUUACAUAUAAAAUCAACACAGAUUGUGCUGAUUUUGUCGAUCCACAAACCCUAAUCUUGUGUUAUCUUCUGUGUGCAUAUGUUAAAAGGUUCGCAUUUUUCCUGUUGUAAUUCGAUUUGAAGAGGUUUUUUUAUUGUAAUUCGGUAUUGUGUAAUUGGUUUUGAUCAUCAAGAGAAAAGGUUUGGGUUUGGUUUUUGAAUGAUUAAGAUUUGUGAAAUUGUUGAUGAAGUGUGAGGGUGAGUGUGUGGGGGUAUUAGUGUCUGGUUUUCAAUCCGUUGCCGGAAAGUAUGGACCGCCGGAGUUGGUUAUGGCGGAGGAAGUCGUCGGAAAAAAGCCCCGGCGAAACAGAGAGCUCUGGAGGAUCCGUUUCAUCUCAUUCUGAGAGAUUUUCGGAUGAUCAGAUAUAUUCGAAUCAAAGUUCUCAAUCACCUGAAGUCACAUCGAAGGCUGAACUACCACCGGAAGAACUUGAUGGUGGCAUUAACGCUCUAUCUGAGAAAUUAUCAACGGCUCUUUUGAAUAUUAGCAUCAAGGAAGACAUGCUAAAGCAACACUCCAAAGUAGCAGAGGAAGCGGUCGAAGGGUGGGAGAAAGCCGAGAACGAAGUGUUAGCUUUGAGACAGCAAAGCGAGGUUCUAACGCUUCGGAACUCGACCCUCGAAGAUCGAGUUUGUCAGCUUGACGGAGCCCUCAAAGAGUGUUUAAGACAGCUUCGACAAACAAGAGAAGAAAGGGAUGAGAAGGUGGAUGAAGCUAUCGAAAAAAAAACUUCAGAAUGGCAGAUAACAAAAACAGAACUCGAAAAGCAGCUCGCUGACCUCCGUUCGCAGCUUCAAUCUGCCAAAAAGACCGAAGCUUCUUUGACCUCCAUUGAAACGGCUGAGAAAGAAAAUUCGGCUCUAAAGCUCGAGCUUGCUUCAAUGGCUGAGGAGCUCGAGAUAAGGUUUAUCGAGAGGGAGCUGAGCAACCAAGCUGCGGAACAAGCUAGUAAGCUACAUUUAGAAAGCAUAAAGAAAGCGGCUAAGUUUGAAGCCGAAUGCCGGAGGUUAAAUGCAGCCCUUAGAAAAGCAUUAGUGGCUAAUGAUCAAAGAUCAUUUACCGAUAGCCAAUCUAUCGUUGAAAGUGAUGAUUUCAAGUUUGAAAGUAACCAAACAACCCCUACAAUGGACAUCAAUCUCAUGGAUGACUUUCUUGAAAUGGAAAGACUUGCAGCAUUACCCUCAGAUCCAAGAGAUUCGGAACCAAUGAUCGAUCGAAGGUCUGAAAUUGAAGAGAUGUUGAAAAGGGUAGAAAUGGAAAAAACGAACCUUGAGGUCGCUUUAAACGAGCGUGAAAUCGAGCUUAAUACAUCAAAAAAUCAGCUCAAAGAUGUGGAGGCGAAGUUGGUGAAGAUGGAAGAUUUGUUGAUUGCUGCAAAUGAUGCAAGAGACACGGCGGAGAAAGAACUCGAAUCAGCAAAAGCAACAGGGAAGGCGUUACACGAGAGGGCAAAACGGUCCAAAACAGAGGUCGUGGAGUUGAAAAGUCAACUGGAUAUCAUUUGUAACGAACGGAGAGAAGCGGAAUCACGACUCGAGGAUGCUUACACAAAGAAAAGUGAAGCAGAAUCACGGGUUAGAACUUUAGAAUCAAAAUUAGAAUCGUUGGUUCCGAAAGUUGCUUCUUUGGAAACAAAGGUCGAAAAGGAACGAGCUUUAUCAGGGAGGAUGGGAGCCAAAUGUCGGGAACUAGAAGACGAGAUUUCAAGAUUACAACUCGAAAAUCAGUACCCGAAAGCGGACAUCCGAAAAGCGGAAAUGAGGGUAAAACAGGAUACAGAACUAGCGUUGGCUGGUAGUAAAUAUGCCGAUUGCCAGAAGACAAUUGCUUCUCUUAGUCGGCAACUAAAGACACUCGCGACUCUUGAAGACUUCUUGAUCGACACCAAUGAAUUCAACAGACGUAUUUAAAGAUGGGAGGAUUAAGAGUCGCCUUCAACGAUGUAAACUUUGCUUCUGCUCGGCUAAGUGAUGGUAAGAUUGCUAGUAAAGAAGUUUUGGUUAUGAUUGAUAUAUACGAAAGAGUGAACAACAUUAAAUUUUCGUUGUAUUCGGCCACAUUCAUGGUUAUACAAAAAAAAUCGAAACUUUCU